AUGGAUUUACAAAGUCAAGCACAAGACAUUUUGGAUUUGUCGAGCCACGUAACUUUAUUACUACAGAAGCAAACAGACACUCUCAUAAGAAAACGAACUUUAGUGAAGAGGAAUGACGACGAAGCAGACUUGGACGAAAAUCUGGCUUACGACAUCGCUUUGGCUUCAAGGUCUUUGCAUGGUAACAGGAAUGAUCUUAUUGUAGCUAUCAUGUUUUUGGUUUCCUCUUGUUAUAACAAUAUUCAACCUGUGAAUAAGACGAACGUAAAAGAGGAUCUACUAGAAAUACGACGUGAAAUUCGUUCUGCAAUGAACGAAAUGUCUGAGAUCAAGGAACAACUCAAUAAUAAUCAAGAUAAUCUUCCUAGUAGUUGGCAUGAUUAUAUUCAAGAUACUAUGGAACACCUACAUGUAUUAUUGAAAAGAGGAAUUGAACUUGCUUCAAUUGAAAUUCCAAACCCUGAAGAGAGUAGAAAAACUGUAUAUUAUGACUAUGAAUAUGAAACUGAGGAGUCUUUGUCUCCUAAUGAUCUGGUUUGCUGUGACGAUCGUAUUUAUAGGGAUGAUUCUUCUCUCUCAGAUACGUCAACACGUAGUAGACCUUCUAGUAUUAUGUCUCCACCAUCACCUACUUCUGAUUCCGUUCAAGAAUGUUGUUUGAAGCAAAAUUUGGUUCGACGUCAUACAAUGGACAAUGAAAGCAUCUCUGCUGCUCGAUUAUUCAUAGGUAAUCUUGGUUUGCAACAGCCUCCCUCCAAGGCUUCUACUACUACUUCUAUUUCACAAGAUCAAACUGAAGUUGGUACUUCACUUAACACUGCUAAUUCGUCGUUAAAACUUGAUCACGAUAUAUGUUCUUCACCUGCUGCUCGUCAGCUUUCACAAUUAAUAAUUUAUGAAUCUGAUGAUAUAACUGAUGAGUUUGUCGAUGCAGUAGAGGGUCAAGAUGAUAAUUUCCCUAAUAAUGGUCAUAAUGAACCAUUACUCAUAAAAGAACUUACUUCUCACUCUAAAAGAUCAAAUUCUUCACGUUCGCUACCAACUCUUCUAGAAUCUGUUCCAGAAGAACCUAUUAUACGUUGGGGUGAUAAUGAAUACUCUAGUUCAGUUUCAUCUCUUGCUCUUUCGGCUCUGUCUUCUCAAAAUUCGUCUGCUUAUCGUAUUAGUCUACUUCGUCACAAACCUGCAAAUUUAUUUGCUCAACAAGUUAAUGUCAGUAAUCCAAUACGAAUUGGUGCAGGCUAUGGUUCAUACAUUGCUUAUACUUGUACUAUCAAAAUGUCAUUAAAAUUAAUUCCUUGUUUACCACCAAAACGAAUAAUGGGAAAAUUUAUGCCUGAAUUUAUUGAGAGACGCCGUAAAGAUUUGGAAUAUUUUUUGGCUUACGUGUUGUUGCAUCCAAUACUUGGUCCAACAACUGUUGUGAGAAGAUGGUUUUCGGAAUAA
Molecule: messenger RNA, 1446 nt
Organism: Scutellospora calospora
Lineage: Eukaryota; Fungi; Glomeromycota; Glomeromycetes; Diversisporales; Gigasporaceae
Source: the annotation of a GenBank genome assembly